AUGCACUUCUCCAAGACUCUGGCCUCCGUGGCUGCCCUGGCUCUCAGUGCCCAAGCUGCUCUCCCUGUCGCGAGUGUAGAAUUCAAUUCCUGGGAGGAGUGCGAUGUUGGCUCCCCAGAAGCACCUGGCGAGCCCAAGUUCAAGGUCGCUGUGACCGCUACCCCAGUCACCUGUGACAAGACCACCGUCAACCCUGACUGGAGCAUCGACUACUACUCCUUCAAUGCCCACCUCGACACCAAGGAUGCGAUGCAUUGCUCUGGUGUGACCGUCUGGAACAACGAAGACUGCUCUGGCAACCCCAUCUACUUCCUGCCCUUCGAGGGUGGCCCUGUCGCCCAAGGACAAUGCCUGCCUGACAUCCUCGACCCUGGGUUUGUCUCCUUCAAGAUGGACUGCUUCGGUGGUCUUGGAGGACCUGGAGGACCCGGAGGACCCGGCGGCCCUGAUGGCUCUGAAGACUAUGAAGGCUCUGAUGACUCUGACAUUUAG
Penicillium manginii is the source of this 492-nucleotide messenger RNA. It is a transcript of the gene ccpA, whose product is annotated as protein ccpA. The transcript has 2 exons. The record is from RefSeq and is a predicted model, not a curated record. NCBI's taxonomy places the organism in Eukaryota, Fungi, Ascomycota, Eurotiomycetes, Eurotiales, Aspergillaceae. The coding region runs from base 1 to 492 and encodes 163 amino acids.